Anopheles moucheti is the source of this 582-nucleotide messenger RNA. RefSeq lists its product as uncharacterized. Lineage: Eukaryota; Metazoa; Arthropoda; Insecta; Diptera; Culicidae. The transcript has 2 exons. The coding region runs from base 1 to 582 and encodes 193 amino acids. The record is from RefSeq and is a predicted model, not a curated record.
AUGUACGACUUAGUGGAACCGACAACCCGCACGAUACGAUCGUCCAUCUUGCUGGUGCUGACGUUGCUAGUGGUGGAGCUGUACACCGGUCCAGUAACGGUCAUGUACGAACGGGUCGAACAGCUUAAAGGGUACGACAUAGUCGACUUUAGGAAUAUUCGUACGCGAAAGUACAACCGAACAGUGGCAGUGCUUAACGGGACAUUUGACUCAUUUAAAGAGCUAGGAGACGAUUACUCCUUCAAAGUUCAGAUGGCGUACAGCAGGUUGGGUAAUAAUCAGUUCAUAAAUUCGCCCGUUCGGUUGCCGUUGCAAAAGAUGUGCAAAUUCCUAAACACCACCUAUCGAGACUAUCGCGAGUAUUACAGAUACACAACGAACUUUCCCGACGUGGGCGCUUGCCCGGUAGAGGCGAAACAGUACUACAUCAAAGAUCAAGUGCUGGAUGCAGACAUAUUCGACGAUUUUUUAAAGUCGGGACUGUGGAAGCUCUCAUUGCAUUUGUAUGAGAGCAUCGAUCUAAAAAUACCUGUCACCACAGUAGACUUACUGUUUCAAGUGUCACGCGAAGGGUUGUUUUAA